AUGAUUGCUCGUGUCACUGAUGGGCUUCCAGUGGCAGAGGGACUGGACGAUAGUCGUGAUGUGCCAGAUGCUGACUUCUACAAGCAGCAAGUCAAGGCUCUGUUCAAAAACCUCUCAAGGGGUCAGAAUGAGCCUUCAAGAAUGUCGAUUGAAACAGGCCCAUAUAUCUUCCAUCAUAUUAUUGAAGGGCGUGUUUGUUAUUUGACAAUGUGUGAUCGUGCUUAUCCCAAGAAACUUGCCUUUCAAUAUCUGGAAGACCUUAAGAAUGAAUUUGAGCGUGUCUAUGGAAAUCAGAUUGAAACUGCUGCAAGACCUUAUGCUUUUAUUAAAUUUGAUACAUUCAUACAGAAAACAAAGAAAUUGUACCAGGAUACAAGAACCCAGCGGAAUAUUGCAAAGUUGAACGAUGAACUUUAUGAAGUCCAUCAGAUAAUGACUCGCAAUGUACAGGAAGUUCUUGGUGUUGGUGAAAAGUUGGACCAGGUCAGUCAGAUGUCGAGUCGCUUGACAUCUGAAUCCCGCAUAUAUGCUGAAAAGGCAAAAGAUUUGAACCGCCAGGCUCUGAUUAAGAAAUGGGCCCCUGUCGCCGUUGUUCUAGGAGUUGUUUUCCUCCUUUUCUGGGUCAGAAAGAAGUUCUGGUAG
Messenger RNA from Fraxinus pennsylvanica, 642 nucleotides. NCBI's taxonomy places the organism in Eukaryota, Viridiplantae, Streptophyta, Magnoliopsida, Lamiales, Oleaceae. The record is from the annotation of a GenBank genome assembly.